Scomber japonicus (chub mackerel) is the source of this 1349-nucleotide messenger RNA. RefSeq names its product mesenchyme homeobox 1 (gene meox1). Gene Ontology annotation, biological process: positive regulation of transcription by RNA polymerase II. Gene Ontology annotation, molecular function: RNA polymerase II cis-regulatory region sequence-specific DNA binding; DNA-binding transcription factor activity, RNA polymerase II-specific. Gene Ontology annotation, cellular component: nucleus. The transcript has 3 exons. Lineage: Eukaryota; Metazoa; Chordata; Actinopteri; Scombriformes; Scombridae. The record is from RefSeq and is a predicted model, not a curated record. The coding region runs from base 493 to 1299 and encodes 268 amino acids.
AAGGAGGAGGGCUCACUUGUCAAGAAUGCCUUAGAAGAGUUGUGAAAACAGCCAGCCCGAGAAGGGGAGUCAUGCAGUUGCGGAUGCAGUUCUCCUACCAAGCCACAAGCCAGUCAGAUCAGUCAGGGAGAGAGAGACAGAGAGAAAGUGUGUGAGAGUGUCUCAGGACCAGAGGCUCUAAAGGACGUCACACACACUCCCAGAGAGAGAGGGAAACACGCUGUCACAGGAAGGCGUCUAUCCUCACGCGUUCUGGGCUGUGGAGGAGUCAACAGCCUCUGCCAGAAGUGAGUAUUCCAGAGGUGGAUGCAAUGAAAACGAUGAUGUGCAUUUAGUUCAGCUGCAGUGGAUAUUUCUCAAGAGUGACAAAGAUAGUGAUUUCCCACUUUUGACUUUCUUUCUGAGGAAGGGUUUUUUAACUUCCUCAGCACGGAGAAAAAGACUUUGUAAUAAGACACUAUUCAAGAGUGCGUGAAGUGUUUUCGCAUCACCAUGGAUCAGCCAGCCAGCAGCUGCAUGCGGAGCGCCCAUCCCAGCAGCCCCAUCUGGGGUUGCAUGAGGAACCCUCACUCAGGGGUCCCAGGAGCCAAUCUGCAAUCGCCCUACCAGCAGGCCCCUUUCUCUCUGCACCAGAAGCCCGAGUUCCUGGCCUACACAGACUUCUCCAGCUCUUGCCUGGUGCCGACUGCGCCUCACGCAGCCUACCCCCGUGACGACAGACUGUACCAAGAGAGCCCUGGGGGUUAUCAGAGAGUUGACUGGCAGUUCAACCCAUGCGAGACGCGGGUGAGAGCGUCCGAGGCCUGCCCGCCAGUCGCCCCCGCAGUAGUAGGCGGCGGUGGGGUCGGGGGCGUGGGCGUAGGGCCCGAGCUGGACAGUGCAGGGGGAGAACGGCUGCCAGGGGCCGUGUCCGGAUGCCUGGAUGGAGAAUAUUCGCCCCAGAGCGUGGCAUCGGCCGACUCUGACAAGAAGAGCUCCAAUAAGAGGAAGAGAGAUGUCACAGAUAUCCAGGAGUCCAGUUUUAAGGUGGACUCCAGCUGCAAGGCCAGGAAAGAGCGCACGGCGUUCACCAAGGAGCAGCUGAGAGAGCUGGAAGCUGAAUUCACCCACCAUAACUACCUGACCAGGCUCCGCCGCUACGAGAUCGCCGUCAACCUGGACCUCACAGAGAGACAGGUGAAAGUGUGGUUCCAGAACAGGAGGAUGAAGUGGAAGCGAGUGAAAGGAGGACAGUCAUCUUCACCCAACGACCUGGAAAAUGACGACAUAGACUCUGCUGCCUCGCCCACCUCUGAAUGAACAAGAAGGGGCCAGGCGCUGUGAAAAAGGAGACGCGGAUGUCUCUCGGA